AUGGAGGGGCCAGAGUACCAUGAAAAAGUAGGCGAUAAAUACUGCUCUGCUGGAGUGGCCAGAUGGAAAGCUGAAUACAUCUGGACCCAUUUGGCCCAAAGGGUCGUUGGUGUUUGCAACUGGCCGCUUCCGGCGGAAAUACGCUUUGGCUACUGCUACGAAGAUUAUGUCGAUGGAGUCGUCCCAAAUUUUAGAAUAAUUAUAAAUCGAGGAGGAUUUGGAUUCACGAGUCGGCAACAUGCACUGACGGAAACUACAGGUGAAAAUAAAAAAAUUUGGCAAGAGAAAAUAGAAGAGACAUUAGAAGAACAACUUACAGCACAUUGGAAGUAA
Messenger RNA from Acanthoscelides obtectus, 333 nucleotides. NCBI's taxonomy places the organism in Eukaryota, Metazoa, Arthropoda, Insecta, Coleoptera, Chrysomelidae. The record is from the annotation of a GenBank genome assembly.